AUGGUCAAGGAAUUCAGUCCACGAGGCGGAGGUGGAGGUUUCCGCGGUGGUGGCGGCGGCUUCAGAGGUGGUGACAGAGGAAGUGGUGGCGGUUUUCGUGGGCGAGGUGGAGACCGCGGCGGUGGUUUCCGUGGAGGUCGAGGUGGUGAUAGAGGUGGAUUUCGUGGAGGCCGAGGUGGUGAUCGCGGUGGAUUCGGCGGAAGAGGCUCACCUCGCGGAGGACGCGGCAGUCCUCGUGGACGAGGAUCACCACGAGGUGGGCGAGGUGGUGGCAUGCGUGGAGGAAAGACUGUCAUCGUUGAGCCUCAUCGAUACGAAGGUUAG
Messenger RNA from Haemonchus placei, 324 nucleotides. The record is from the annotation of a GenBank genome assembly. NCBI's taxonomy places the organism in Eukaryota, Metazoa, Nematoda, Chromadorea, Rhabditida, Trichostrongylidae.